Molecule: messenger RNA, 16326 nt
Organism: Chironomus riparius
Lineage: Eukaryota; Metazoa; Arthropoda; Insecta; Diptera; Chironomidae
Source: the annotation of a GenBank genome assembly
GUUAGUCUACUUUAAGCUAUUGAACAUUCAAAACACGAAAAAGUUAUUCCGAGCGCGAAUUAUAAUUUUUUUCAAUAUUUUAGUGGCAAAUUGAAGAAAAUUUUUUAAGUUUAAUCGUAAUAAUGUGUGUUGUGAUGCAAUCAAUAUGAUAAUAUAAUUAUUUUAAUCAUCGUUGUUCUGAAAUUAAGAUAAAAGUGGCAAAAAGAAAAUUUAAAAAAGUUUGAUAAAGAAAAGAAAAAAAGUUUUAAAAAAAGAAUUCAAAUGAUUAAUGAAAUUUAAUGUUGGAUUACGUUUUUAUUCAUAAAUAAUCAAUUUUACAAGAAAGGAAUAAUUUCUAUUUAAUUUAAAAAAUGCAUCGACAGAACUUCCACUACAACGCCGGUCAGCAGACAAGCGAACAAGUAAUGGAGGCAAUGAAGGAAAAUGAUGCAGCCGCAUUGGCAGCAGAAAUGUUUGAUCAUUUCUCAUCCGCUGUAACAAUGCGGCAAAUUAUGGGUUUAUUUCGUAGUAUGUGUGAUACAAUUGGGUUACGUCCAGGACCUAUCAAUGAAUUUUAUCCAAAGCUCAAAGCAAAAAUAAAGAAUUGGAAAGCACAAGCGCUGUGGAAAAAGAUCGAUGCACGUUUAUCACACCGCGUUUAUAAUAAAGGAACAGCAUGUUCCGGAAUUAGAGUUUUAGUAAUUGGAGCAGGACCUUGCGGGUUAAGGACAGCUAUUGAAGCACAACUCCUUGGUGCUAAAGUCGUAGUGCUAGAGAAACGUGAUCGUAUAACAAGAAACAAUGUGCUCCAUUUAUGGCCAUUUUUGAUUCAUGAUUUACGAGCACUUGGUGCUAAGAAAUUUUACGGAAAGUUUUGUGCUGGUUCUAUAGAUCACAUUUCAAUUAGACAACUUCAAUGUCUAAUGUUAAAAAUAUCAUUACUUCUUGGAAUUGAAAUCCAUGAGGGAGUGAGCUUUGAGGGUUUGGUAGAACCAAGUGAAGGUUUAGGAUGGCGUUGCAUGGCGAUGCCUAGUGAUCAUCCUGUAACACAUUUUGAAUUUGAUUGUCUACUUGGUGCUGAUGGAAAAAGAAAUACUCUUUCCGGUUUUGGACGUAAAGAAUUUCGUGGAAAAUUAGCUAUUGCAAUCACUGCAAAUUUUAUAAAUAGACGCACUGAGGAAGAAGCAAGAAUAGAGGAAAUUAGUGGAGUUGCUUUCAUAUUUAAUCAAUCAUUCUUUAAAGAGCUUUAUCAUCAAACGGGAAUUGAUUUAGAAAAUAUUGUUUAUUAUAAGGACGAUACACAUUAUUUUGUAAUGACUGCAAAGAAGCAUAGUUUAUUGGACAAAGGAGUAAUUAUUCAAGAUUUUAGUGAUCCUGCUGAGUUGCUACAUCCAAAUAAUGUAAAUACACAAAAGCUACAAGAUUAUGCAAGAGAAGCGGCAGAUUUUUCUACAAAAUACCAAAUGCCUACAUUUGAAUUUGCAGUCAAUCAUUAUGGCAAGCCUGAUGUUGCAAUGUUUGACUUUACAUCGAUGUUUGCUGCUGAAAAUUCAUCACGUAUGAUUGUACGCAAAAAUUAUCGCCUUCUUAUGGGUAUUGUAGGUGAUAGUUUAUUGGAACCAUUUUGGCCUAGUGGAAGUGGCUGUGCAAGAGGAUUUUUAUCCGCUAUGGAUGCUGCUUAUGCAAUCAAAUUAUUUGCAAAUUCAAAUAACAGUUUGCUAUCUGUUCUCUCACAACGUGAGAGUAUUUAUCGAUUAUUAGCUCAGACGACACCUGAAAAUUUGCAUCGUGAUCAUGGAGGUUAUACAUUAGAUCCAAUGACUCGAUAUCCAAACCUUAACAGACAAUUUGUGCUUCCACAUCAGGUGAAACAUCUUCUUGACACCGAUGACCCAUCGUUAUUGGAACUAACAUUUAUGGAUACAAACACAAUUCAAUCGUUACCUGAGCCUCCAGUCAAAACACGAAAACGAAGAACUGCCGAUACAACACCAAUGGCAAAUGUACUUCUUGCAUGGAUAAGAAGUCAUUUAAAAGACCAAGAAUUUAUUUCAGAAAUCGUUGAACCAUCUCAAAUAUUCACGAAUGGAAAGGUUUUAUGUGCACUUAUUCAUAGAUAUAGACCCGAUUUGUGUGAUUGGAAUGCAAUAGAAAAUGCUUUACCAGAGGAAUCAAAUGAAAUUGCUUUUGGUAUAUUUGAAAAAGAAUUUAAAAUACCUCCAGUAAUGUCGGCUGAUGAAUCAAUUACAUUACAAGAUGUUGAUAUCAAAACAUGGCUACAUUAUUUAGAGCAAAUCUGUGAAGUAUUUAGAGGCGAAAUUCCUCAUGUCAAACAUCCAAAAUUGGAUUAUGCGGAAUUCAAGCAGAAAACUCAAACACAAAAAACCAACAACAUGUCAGACUUUACAAAAUUACAUCGCAUUGCUGCUGCUAAAAGAGAAGCUGCGAAUGAUGAAAAUGGUGCUAAAAAAUCACGUGAUAAAUUGCCAGUAUCACCCACCCCACCGACUGUUGAACAUCGCAGAGGACGUAAACGAAGGAGCUACGAGAAAUAUGGAGGAAAUAUUGAAGAAAGAAUGGCACGUUUAGCAGAAAUAGAUGCAAAUCGUAUCGAUCGACAAAAUCGCCGUCGUCAACAACGAAAAAAUCAAACUGAUAAUUUUGUAAAAAGUCUUCAAAUGCUACAAAUUGCAAAUUUCUUGCGUGAAAGUGGCAUUGAAGAAACUACCGAUGCUUUUGAAGAUUAUUCAAUCUACAUGUACCGGCAAAAUGCACCGGAAUUUACAGAUCGCGUUAAAGAGUUAGAGAAAAAGUUGCUGUAUCCUGACCGUGAAAAAGGAAUACCAUCAGCACUGCCAAGAAGUGGAAACAUCCUCGAUGAUCCAUUUAGCAAUCGCAUACGCAAUAUUGAAGAGAAAUUUACAACGAAAAAUGCUGCCGCUACUAACAAAAAGCCAAAAGACUUACUUCGAGCUAUUGGAAAAAUUGAAAGUAAUGAUUGGAAUGUGAAAGAAAUUGAGAAGAAAAUGCUAAUGUCAAAGAAAAUUACUGACAUUGGCAAGAGUCGUGAGAAAGUUCCAAAAUGGAAUCGUGAACAGUUUGAGGCACGUCAAAAUAAAAUGCAGAAGCCAGACUGUCAAGAUGCAAGUGAAAUAAAGUAUAAAGAGAUUGAUGAAACUAUUAAAGCUCUUGAUAAACAAUUGAAGGAAGGUUCAGCUUUAGAUCGUGGUGAGAGAGGUAAAAACAAAGUUGCAUCGAUUGCAGCUUCAACUUUCGGAAAGAAAAAAGGUGAAGAAAAUCAGCAACCAGCAAAAAAUAGCGGUCUGAUUUUAUCAUCACAGGGUGUAUCUGAAUCUUGUCACUUCUGCAAACAGCGUGUUUACUUGAUGGAGAAAAUCAAUGCAGAAGGAUUAGUCUUACAUCGAUCAUGUUUAAAAUGCCAUCACUGUCAUACAAACUUAAGAUUAGGUGGAUACGCAUUUGAUCGUGAAAAUCCAGAUGGAAAGUUCUACUGCACUCAACAUUUCAAGUUGCCGCCAAAAGAUAGUAAAUUUGUUCCAAAACGACUUCAACAUAAACAACGUCAAGCUGAUUAUGCUGCAUUCAAGGCUCAGCAACAAAAGCAUCGAAAUUCAGAAGAAAGAGCUACGGGAGAUGACCUUGAUAAUCGUGGUAAGACACCUGAGAGAAUUGAAUUUGAGAAUGCAGAUGAACGUUCUUAUUGUGAAGAAGAAGCUGAUCAAAUCAUGGAUGAAAAUGAAUGGACUGAUUUGAAUUUCGGUACAGGAGAUGAAGAUUCUGUUGACGAUGAAUCAAGUUCAGAUGAGACUGAUACAGAAUCCGACAGUGACAAUUUUGAAGAUCCUGUUGGUGUCGAUGCACAAACUUUACAACUUGCAUCUGAUUGGAUCGAUAAGCGAUCAACCAUGCAAGACAGUGAAGAUGAAUUUUAUGGAUAUUCAAGUGAAGAUGAUGAUGCCGAUUCACAAACUGAAGGAGAAGAACUAGCUAAAGCACGUGAAAUGAGAAUGAAUGAAGUAAAACUUCAACCACCACCGACAUACAUUCUUACAGACACAGAAACUGAGGGUGUCAAGAAUUCAAUGACACAAAACAAUGAAAACAUUAAUAAUCAGAAAUCCGAUUUAGUCAGUAAUAGUUCCCAAUCCAAUAACUAUAUUCCCCCAAAUAGCUUAGAUCCUUCCUCCCAAUCAAAUCUUAAAGAUGAGCUCUUGAAAAAUGACAUGAUGAAGAAAUUAAGUCUUAAAGAAAAAUGGCUUAAUGAUAAUCCACCAAAAUUAAAACAACCGACAUCCGUCACAAAUGAACCAAAACCCUCACAUAUGGAUGUUGAAGAUGAAAAGAAAAAGGAAGAAAAGAAAUCAUUCUUAAAUGGAAUCUUUAGUAGCGUAAAGCAAUUCAUUAAGCAUGAAAAACCACAUGAAAAGAAGAAAGAACCAACGCCUCCACCAAAGGAAGAGGAUUUUGAUGAGAUAUUUAAGGAUGCAGAUCAAGAAGUUUGUUUAGUUGGAAAUGUUGAAAGGAAAAUUCAGAAAUUUUUACAAAAGCAAAAAAGUGGAGAGGUUCGUGAAGAAGCAGAUGAUAUACUUAAUGAAAUUAAGGAGGAGAAAGACAGACUCGAGAAGCAUGUGAGAGACAUGGAACAAAAGAGAUUUUCUGACAAUAUGCAGGCAAUUAAAUCAAGUGUUGCAGAGUCAAAAGUUGCAAGUAUGAAAGAAGUUAAUUUAACUAAAUACUUUCCAAAGCAACAAGACAAAAAGCCACCAGCGGUUGCUAAAAACCGUGAUGUAAAAGCACUGAAAGAUGUAAAUCUUUCAAAGUAUUUUCCAUCACAAUCUAGUCCUCCAUUUGGAAAGAAAGGUUCAGGCUCACCAAAUGAACAAUCUGCAACAUCAAGUGCAGCACAAUCCCCAUUAACACCACGCAAAAAUAUUAAUGAAAUUGACUUGGGAAGUUAUUUCCCAACCACACCUACAGAAAGUCGCAAGACUUCAACAUGCACACCACCCUCAAGUCCACUCAGUGAAAAUCCCCCAUCACUAAGUAGAAAAAAUUCAAUCACUCGGUAUGUUGUUGCUAAUUCUAUACCAGCUAAUCCACCUCCACCGGCACCAAAGAAAAAUAUUUUGUCAUUGCAAACUGUGAAGAAGCAGGUGCCAAAAAAUGAAGGAAGUAAGAAGGAGAAUGUUGACAAGUCUGAAAAACUUAAAUUAGAAAUGCCAAAAGAGAAGAAAAAGAAACAUGAUUUUAAUAUGUUCGACCAGCUUUUGGACGGUUCUGCUGAUUUGGAUCAGACGAAGAAUAUUGAAGUUGAAAUUUUCGAUAAUUUAAUAGAUGAACAAAAAUUGGAAUUGUCACCAAGUCAAGAAUAUGAAAAGAUUUUUAAUAACAAAGUUUUGAAUGGCUCAAGUUCAGAAUCGAAGGAUGUUUCACCAGUAGAAAAUGGAACUGUUAAGAAAGGAACUAAAAAGGUUACAAAAGAAAAAUCCCCUAAAAAGGCUACCAAAACUAAAGUAGUUGCUGAAAAGGAAGAACAAGAAGAACAAGAAAGUAAAAGUUCAAAGAGUAAAUCACCAGUAAAGAAUGAAGAAUCACUUGACUUGGAUCCAAAGAUUAUUCAGCUACUUAACAAACAAUAUCAAAAGCUUUUAGUAGAGUACGAAAGAAAUUCUAAAUCACCUGAAAAUGAGCAGCAUAAAAUUGAUGAAAUUAAAAAUCCACAAGAGUUAAUAGCAGAGCAACAUCCACGUAAAUGUGAAAAUAAGCGUAAAUCUCCCCAAAAAAGCGAAGACUGCAAAAAAUUCAAAGAAAGUGCAAACGAAAUAAAAUUAAUUGAAGAUGAACAAACUUCCUCAGAGGAACCAAAACUUUUUAAUCAAAAUGAGACACCAAGGAAAAUGUCAUUGGAUGCUGUAGAUGGAAAUAUUCCACUUGAAGAAGAAAGCGUUGUUUCAAGAUUGGAAAGAAAGUAUAGAAGAAGUUCUAUCAAAUCAGCAGAUAAUUCUGAAUCAACCAAGGAUGAUGAUUUGAAGGAGAAAGCUGUCAGUAAUGAGCAAAUGAAUAUGCCAGUCCAACAAAUAGAAGAGAAGAAGGACGAAGAAGAAAAGCCAUACAGCAUAAUCGAACGAUUAGAGCAAAAAUUACGACAGAAACGAGCGUUAGCAGAAACUUAUCUUAAUGAAUCAUUAAGUGGACCUGUUGAUGAAUAUCCUAAAUUAGAGAGUGUUUCAAUUGUUAAGAAAAAAGAUCAGAAAAUUGCUGAACGUAAAAAUCAAAUCGAAGAUUAUUCAGGUCCUUUAAUUAAAGAGAAAACUUACGAAAAGAAAGUUGAAGAUAACUCGCUUGUUAUACAGAAAAUAUUUAAUAAGGAAGAAAAACUUUCUGACAUUUUCCAAGAAGAACCGAAAUUAAUUAAACGUGAAUCAAAUGAAAAUUCUUCUGGAAGUUUCCGAGAAGUUAGAAAAUCAAAUGAGAAUAUUGACAGACAUAAAGAAGAUAAAUUUGCUGAACUUUUCCAAGAAAAUCUCCCGACAGAUCACGAUUCUUAUAAAAAUAUUAAUGUAUCAAACAAUUUCGAAGAAAAACGGAAGUCGAUAGAUUAUGAAACAUUUAAUAUUGAUUCAUUAAUAGAGCCACAAUUUGAUCAAAUGGAUUUUGAGCUUAUUUAUCAAAAUGCUCAAUAUUCGCCACGAAACUCUCGCAAAAAGGCUCAGAAUAAUCAAGAAAGUAAAAUUCAAAAGGAAGAAAUUCUAGAAAAUAAGGCCAGACAAGCAGUGAUGGAGUUGAUUGAAUCUAAUAAAGUAAAAGAAACUCAAAAGGAACCGACAUCAAAUCAUAUUACAAAGCUAACAGUUGUAGAAAAUAGAGUCGAUGACAAACCUCCGAUUCACCAGAAGGUUCAAACUUUAAAUAAACCCAAGGGACAAGAUGAAGAUUAUGAAGAAAUAAAGAGACUUUUGAAGGACGAAGAAAAAGGUAGAAAACAUGAAGAUUAUUCAGAAUACUCACUCACCCUCCCAGAGAAAAACUUAAAGCCUACCAAACAGCAUCAGAAAGAAAAAGAAUGUUUUGAAGGACUUCCAAAAGAAAAUAUUAAUGAUAUUUUCUCUGAAUUACAAAUGACUGAAAUGGAAACAGAAAGGGCAUUAAAAGAAUUUCAAGACAACUUUGAUGCCUUAAAUAAUAACGAAGAAGUGCUUAAAAUGAAUAAGCCUGAGAAGAAAAGGAACAAGAAAAAGGCUAAUAAAUAUGAGAAAAAUAUCGAUAACGAUAAAGAAGCAUUAAAUAUUAAAAAGAAAGUAAUAAACGAUAACAUCGAAGUUAAAAGUUCUGCUAAACAAGAUGUAAGCAAUGGAAGCAAUACACGAAUGGAUACGGAAUCAUUACGGAUGAAAAAUUCUGAAUUAAAAACUGUCAAACCAGAAAUUUAUCCAGUUAAAUAUAUUGAGGAAAGAAGGAAGAGUAUUCAAGAUGAUUUGAUAGAAAUUGAAUCAGGAAUAAGUGAACGGCCGAUCGAUAUAAAUGAUUUAUUCGGUAGAAAAAAUUCAGGAGAAGAUAGAAGAAAUACAAAAGAUGUUCAGAAUAAAUUUGAUGAAAAUAAUGAAGCCGAUUCAUUUAAAAUUCCAAGGGUUCGACUAUCUGAAGAUUCAUCAAAUAAUAAUACACAACGAAGAAGAAGCUCAGCUGAGAAUACAAACAUGAAAUUUGGAGAAUCUUCCCAAAUGGACUGCAAAUAUGAUAAUCAAAUUAAGCUUUCGUCAAUUUCGACAGACAAGGAUGAAAACAAAACAAAAGAUAUACAAACUCAAGGUAAUCAAACACAAAAAGCAUCUUCCAAAUACUUGAAUGUUUUAAAGGAAAUUUCAAGUGAACUAAUUGGAUAUGAUGAUGAGCCAGUUAUAUUUAAUCCAAAUGAAUGGAAACCCGAAAUAGCUCAGGUCAAUGUCAAUAAGGAACCUUCACUUCCAAAGGAUAAAAUCAAUCAGAAUUACACAAAUGUCCUUCAAGACAUUUCUAAUAGCUUAGUCGGGUCAGAUUUCUACAAUAAUUACGAUUCAAAUCGCGAGAAAAAUUACUCUCAGAUUAUUCCACCAAAUGUUCAGGAUUUAAAAUCGAUGGCUGAUUAUUCUGACACGUUACCUAAUGCACGACACGGAAUGUAUGUUGAUGAUUCAACUGAUACUGAAUUGUUAACUCCAGUUCCACCACCAAGACGACACAGAUUAACUGAUAAUAGAGAUACACCAGAUUCUUUAUUCAAUCCAAGACGGAAAAUGUUAUCACCAACAAAAUCAAUUGACGACACAAUAAGUGGAAUAUCAUCGACUGAAUAUUUUGAUCAUUAUUAUUCUGUAGCACAUAACAACAAUAACUUUAAUGAAUUGGAUAAAUAUGACUUGAAUGCUCCAUCUUUUUCAAAAGAACCUGACAUUCUCAAGACAAAGCCACGAAUUGCUGAUGACACAGCAGUAAAAUAUUCAAGCUACAAUAGAAACUUGUCGGAAUCACCUGUUAGAAAGAUCUCAUCGGCAUUAAAAGUGUAUAGUAAUGAUGAUAAUAAGUAUGAGACAAAAUUACUUUCGGAACGUAGUAAAACGUUGCAUCAGCGUAAAGAAGAUUUUUUGAAGAACCAAUCAGGUGACAGCCGUAAUCCUUACAUCAGGGAAAUGAUGCGACAAGAUGUUGACAAUCCAAUAAAUAUUAAUGAUAUUAAAUUCAUCAGGAAGCAUCCAAGUGUACCUUUGCCUACAUCUACUCAUAAAAACGUUGAAAAAUCACUCAGUGAAAAAUAUCAGCCAAGAACUCUUUCAUCUCCAAUUACUUCACCGCGUGUGCAAUUGUCUUAUGGACGGUCACCUCUUGUGCCGUCAUCAUCCUAUACAAGAUCAACAUUAUCAAGUACAAAUCGUAUACCUUCAAUGAGUAGCUAUAAAACCGCAAGCACAUCUUCUCACAUUCUCUCAAGCUCACAUGCUCUAACUCCACCAGCAAGUUAUGGCAGUAGCUCAUAUUCGACAAGAAAUAGAGCUGUCACAUCUUAUUCAGAUCCAAUAACAUCAUCACAUAGUCGAUCGACUUCUAGACCACUAAGUUAUACUGCAUCUAGUAACAAUAAUAAGAGCUCAAGACUUUCAUCACGUGAUGCUCAGUCUGAUACGGAAUCGGAUGAAGUGCUUAAUUCAGCUACUGAAAUAUCAACAGACUCGGAAUUCGAUCAAGAUCCUAUAAAUCAUGAACCUCCAAAAAUCUUUAUUAACGAUUCACAUGUUCGCCAUAGACAUCCAGCACGUGUUCAUGUGAAACAGACGAGAACUGAAACAAUGAAGAAUACAGAAAAUUCUAGAACAAAUGGAAAACAUGACCAGAAUGUUCAUUUGAAGUUUAAGCCAUUAGUAGAAGUUGAUCCUUCGAUUGUAAGACGUGAGCCAUUGAAGAAUCCAUUGCCAGGAAAUUAUCUUUUAAGUAAAACAGCAAGCACUGAAGGAAUUGCAUCAAAGAAGAGCUUAGAAUUGAAAAAGCGUUAUUUGCUUGGCGGAGAUACUGGAAGUAACGCUGUUUUAAAAUCAGAUUCUGCAUCAGCAUUGGAUAUGAAAUUUAAGAGUUUUGCAUCAAAUAUUUCGGAAUGUCAGAAAAAAUUAAAUCCAGCAACCGAAAUAAGUCCAUCGAUGCAAACAUUCUUGCAGAGAAUUGACCGAAACAAUGAAUUGAACAAAAGCCAACAUUCAUUUGGAAUAAGCAAGGAAUUAAAGGACAAAUAUAACAACAACAAUAACAAUAAUAAUAGUAAUGAUCAAGAGGAAAAGGAAAAUUGUCCACUAGACUUGAACAAAAAACAGGAAGUGACAAUUGAAACUGUCAACACGACAUUGAUUGAAACGAAAAUUCGUGAAAUGUCACCGGAAGUGCCAAAAUUACCAGAAAUUGAAAUAAUUGAAACUAUUGACCUUACGACACCAGAGAAGAAGCAACCAAUUGUAGAUUUAGAUAACGUAGAAAUACCACAAAAUACUAUCGAUGACAAUAAGCAGUUUAUUGAAAAUAUGGAGAAAUCUACGUCAGUUCAAGAGACAAAUUUGAAAAUUAAAAGUAAAUUAGAUAGUAUGUUUAUCGACUUAACGGUCGAUUCGCCACCAAAAGAAAAUCACAUCAAUGGAACGGCAAAUAAAGAGCAAAUUUAUAACAACAAUAUUAUAAGUGCAGUGCCAGAUAUAAUUAGUAACAUAUCCACCAAACUUAAUGGUGCGUCGAAAGAUGAAGAAAGCAUAGAAAGGCCUCGAAGUCCCGCCCAUGAAACGACAAUUGAAGUACCUCAAAUGUGGACUAAGCCAGUCGAUACUGCAAAAGACAUUGAUACAGACAGUUUAUCAAAUAACUCUUCAACUUCAAGUCUUGAAGACAUACCACAUUUUAUCCUAGACUCAACUACAAGUCCAGAGACACAAAAUGAAAAUGCAAACUUCCAAAAUCAACCUCCUCGACUAGAAGUUCGUGAUUCAUCUGGAGAAUUGAUGCAAAUUGAUAGCUUAAUGAUUGUUGAUGGUCAAUACAUUGGAGAUCCUGAAGAUUUGCCAUUAUUUGAGGAUCAACAACCAACAGCAACGAUGCCAGAAAGAGCUGAAAAUUCAUCAAUUGAAGGAUCCAUAUCCUCAACAAAACCUUUGAAAUUUGAUACGAAAAAUGAAAACAAACUGGAAAGUCUCAAGCAUCUUCCACUUAUUGUUGCACAUGAAGACAUUCCAAAUGAAUCACAUGUACAAUUGAGAUUUAGUGAUAAAAUCUCACCGAUUCAGACUCCAGAAGAUGGCGAUAAGACUCCAUUAGCUGGUGCUGUACCAUUAGCUCAUAUAUCUGAUUCUGAAAAUGAAAUCACUGGACAAGGUCUGACAGAGACUGAACUUUCUGACUGGGCAGCAGAUGAUGCCGUUUCUGAAAACUUCAUGGAUAUUGAAUUUGUUUUAAAUUCAGGUAAAGGAACCAUGAAACGAAACAAAAAAUUAAGAAGCUUAAAGUCUGAGUCAGAAAGAUUAAAGUCAAGAUCGCCAAAGAAAACAAAUAAAGGUGAUUCUGAGUGUGGAAUUUUAAAGAAUCUUGCAAUCGAGGAAAUUGAUUUCAUGGAUACUGGAUCAGAAGCUGAAUCCAUCGAGACUCAUUCAGCAUCAAAUCGUGUUGUACUUAAAAAUCACGGUUAUGUAAAAUUUGUUGAUCAUCAAUAUAACGGUUCAAUCAACCGUAGUGGAUAUAAUGCUUAUGAAAAUGAUAAAAAUAAGGCAAAAGAGAAAUCUCCACCGCCGCCUGUAGUUGAAGCAAUCAAUAUGGAAAUUGUUAAUGUUGACUUUAUAGAACAAGGUGCCUAUAUUUUGAACAAUAAUCAUGAUAAUUGUAAUAUUAAUGAACAAAAAACUCCAGUAAAUGAGGAUGAUGGUGGUCAAUUAUUGGAUAGUCUGAAUGCAUCAUGUGAUGAUAUAGAUGAAGAUAGCUUAAUAGCCAUAGAUGAUAAAAAUCAAGAAAGUUUGCCUACAACAACAAUUACAACUACAGAAACUGAAGAUUUAACCAUAGUUACUAGUCCAUUAGAAUCGUUACCUAAAUAUAUGGUGGAGCCAACAACUCCAACAAAUAAUACAACAACAAUUUCAAGUACUGUGAUAUCAAGCACAUCUACACCAUCCGAUAAAUAUGAGGAAUAUGAACGUGCUCGAUUCGAACGGAACUCAGCUGAACGAGCUUCAAGUACAAGUCGGAUGAGUCGAGAACAUAUUGAGGAAAUGGGAGGAUAUGAGGAAUACGUAAAAAGUUUACAAAUGAAGAUUGCACAAAUUAGUAGCGGAAGAGAAUCAUUGGAGAAGAAAACUCGAAGAAAACUUUCAAAAAGUGAUCUUUUAGGCAGCACUGAAUUACCUGAUGAUUUUUCAAACAAGCCAUUGGAUAAUAAGAGCAUCUUCGGUACAUUGAUGCAGGUCGAGGCACCACAAACAUUGAGUAAAAAACUCGAGGAAUUAACAAAGGAACGCACAAAGCAGAAAGAUAUAAUCCAUGAUUUAGUCAUGAAUAAAUUGCAAGCAAAGAAACAACUUAAUGCUGAGAAAAGAUUAAAUAGAAGUAAAAACAGAACUAAUUUUAUGUCGUCCAUGAACCAGCCUAAUGCAGAGCAACAAGAUACAAAUGUUUUAACAGAAAUUACUUCAAAUAAGGAACCGAUAAAUAAUAGCAAUAGUCAUGUGAUAAAUUAUAAUGAAAGGAAGCAUAAUGAUUAUCCAGCAUUUGAUUCAUUUAAAUCUCAAUCUGCACAUUCAUCGCCAACAAAAGUCACAAAGGCACAAUCGUUCAAUUACUAUAGACAUAGAUCAAUUGAGCGAAAUGUUGAUGACGCAGAAAAUUUCAGAACACCUGCUCCACCACCCAGAAAUCGUCUAUAUAGUGACUUGAUGAAUAAUGCUGAAAAAAUGCGAGAGGAUGCAAGAGCUCGUGCAAAAUUAAAGUCAAAUGAAGAUUUAGGACUAAGUCCGGAAGAAAAGAUUUUAAUUCUCAGAAAGAAAUACAAUUUAAUGCAAAAUGACAAUUAUGUUAGAGGACAGAACAUGCCAUCUAUAUUUGCCAAUGGACGUAAUCAGUCAGACGAUAUGAAAUAUCGCGAAAAGAAGCUUUCAGUGUCAAAAAGUUUCAAUGACAUAAGUCUCAUUAAUCGAUUAUCUAAAGAUUAUCCAGCAUCGACUUUCCAAAAGCCUAUCACUGACUGUAUGUCUGAUCCAAAUUUAGCAGACGCAUCAAUUAAGGAUUCAACGAAGGACGUUUCAACGUCAACGAAAACGAACAAGAGUCAUCGACGUGAUAGCGAUAGACGUAGAAGUCUCAUCCAAACUGUUUCCGAUUUCUUCCAUAAGAAACGUGAUCAAAGUGCCAGCAACAAAGAUCUCACAUCAACUCCAUCUACAGCGAGUAAAGAUAAGUUAUCCGAAAAUUCAUCAUCAACAAUGAGUGUUUUUAGCAGAUUUAAAUUAUCGCCAAAAUCAAAAGAGUCAUCAAAGGAUAAGGCAAAGGAGAAGGAAUCAACGCCACCAUACACAAAUGAACGUAGUCGAUCUGUUGCAUCAUUAAAGCAACCUGUUUUGACAGCUGUUGAAAUUGACGAUCAAGCUCCUCCAAUUCCACCACUGCCAAAGAAUUAUCAACGUUCAGAUGAUGAAGAAUUUCCUGAUCUGAAUGGAACUAAAAAUGAAUUGAAAAAAUUGCGUGCAAUGUCAAAAGCUUCAAAACAAGCUGAACUCAAAAGACUACGUAUUGCACAGGAAAUCAAACGAGAACAAGAUGAAAUUGAUUUAAAAAUUAAAGAUCUUGAAACUCGUGGCGUUGAAAUAGAAAAGUUUUUACGUGGCGAAGGUCAGAAUACGGAGCAGCUUAACGAAUCUAGUCAUUCACAAGUCGGAGCGACUGACGAGGAAUUAUUAAAGGAAUUGUUGGAUAUUUGGAGAAGUAUAACUCAAAUGAAGAAGAGAGAUGAGGAAUUGAUAAUAAGACAACAGGAAUUGCAAUUAGAACAUCGACAUGCACAGCUUAAAGAGGAACUUUCUAUAAGAUUAUCGUGCAGCAAACUUGACAAAUCAGCACAAGACGUAGCUGCUGAAGGAGCCAUUCUUAGUGAAAUGCUAGAAAUUGUUUCAAAACGAGCAGCAUUGCGUCCAACUGAAUAUCCAAGUACUUCUCUUAACUCCGAAAAUAUCUCAUUGCCAGUAUUACCGCCACAAACCACCAUUAACCCACUACUUCAACACCAAUAUAGUCAACAGCCGACACCAGCAAACACAUCAAAUCGUUACCAACCGAUUGCCUCAAAUCAUCCAAAUGUCGUUCAUCAUAAAUUUUCAUCUCAAUCACAUAAUCAGGAGCAUGAUGUAAGUCCGCAUGAUGAUGAAAAUAAUUUUUUGUUUGACAAUAUUGAACAUGUAUAUUUACGCACGAAUAUGUCAUUGUUGCAUGAUUGUGAAGUUUUAUUAGAGACUUAUGAGGAGCAAAUGAAAGUGACUGCACCACAGCCGAUUCAACAGAAUUGGCCGAGAUUUAAUGCACACAUGGUGUUGGUUAUAAUCGAAUUUUUGGUUCUUUACAUAUCCAUUUUAUACUUUAGUCUAUCACAGAUCAAUAAAUGAACACACUUUUUCCUAUAUAUUUAUUAUUUUUAGUGCAUACUUUUUUUAAAAUUUAUCGUGUGAAUAGAACAAACACAUUUUAUUGCUGAAUUUAUUGUGAUGUAUUAUAGAAAUUAUAUACUGAUUUAUUUUUACCUUGGCAUGAUACACCCCACACGAUAUUCAGAUAUCCCAAUAAUUUUAUUUGUAUAAAACAUCCUUUAUGUGAAUAAUUUUGAUGUAUGUAUGAUAAGUUGCAAUUAAGAUGUUGCAUGCUAGACAUUAAUUGCGAAUUGAAAUUGUGGAAUUAAGUUUUUAAAAAGAUGAACGACACCUCAUGGAUAAGAAUUAAGGGAUCUUGGGAUAAGCGAUGUAGACUAUCAGAAUUUUUAAAGGUGCUUCGAAGCUUUAACUGUUAGUUGCUGAUUGCUAGUGUCUGAACUAUUAGCGCAGCUAUUUAUCUAAAUGUGCCAUGUAAAUUUAUUUGCCAUAACUGUUAACUUUAUAUCAAUUUUAAAAGGAAGAUCCCACUGAAAUAGAAACUUAGCUUAUCCUUAAAAUCUAACUUCAUUCCACACAUUUUCAAAAUUCACUUUUUACUCAACAUUUAAAAUUUACCCGAACGAUCAAUUUUUAUCCACUCUUAAUUUUCAAUCCACAAUAAAAUUAAGUUUUUUUUUAGAAAAUUGUGCUUAAUUAAUUCAAAAUUUUUUCUUUCGAUCUUUUCUCUUUCUCCGUUAUAGAUUUGAGCUGAUUUUCGCAAAAUUUAAAGCUUUACAAAACCAAAUUAAUCUGAAUUUUCGACGCGCAUUGAAAAAAAUUGUUUAAAGAUGAAAAUUUAAAUAUAUUUUUAAAUAGCCAUUAAAUAAACUUUUUUGAAGAAUUGAUUGUGAAAAGAAUUUGGCGCGGAAAAUGCGUUAAUAAUGAAAAGAAAUUUGUGAAUUGAAUCAAUGCAGGUAAACAUAUGAGAAUCAUAUGACAAAAAAAAAUCACUUCUUAUUCCUAAUAAAUCUUUUCCUGUUAUUUUUGAUAAAAACUAAAAGCUGCUAAAAUUAUAGCAAAAUGCUUAAACAACGUAAUUAUUUCAGUCAUAUACGAGUAAUAAAAAAAAAAAACAAUUCAAAUAUUUUUAGAGACUAUCCUACUAUCUGUAAGACAAACGGCUUAAUUUGUUCGGCUGAAAUUUUUAAUUUUAAUUUAACUUCUUAGUAUCUUACUAAGUGGUUGUUAAUGGGGUUGUUUGGAUGCUUUGGAAGUAAAUUUGAGAGUUUUACUUAUUAGUGUUUAGUAAAACAAAGCAAUUAUGCAGCCAUUAACAAAUGUUUUUGCUAGAUUUGAUCCUAAUCUUGGAAAUGAACUGAAACACAGUCUUAGGUAUACCAAGCAGCAAGUUGAUGAUUUCUAUAUGUCAAAUUUUACUUCUUAAAACUCCAACAACUCCUUAAAAAACUGAAAAUCUAAACGAAAACGAUACAAACCUUGAAUAAAUGAAAAUCAUUACUAUGCAUAUUUUCAUAUUUCAUCCUUUAUGAAUGGUUGAUGUAAUCAAGUAACUUGAACUCAUUUGUUUAAGUCAUAAGAUGAGUAAAUUUCUUAUAUCAAUUGUAGACGGUCAAAAUAUAAACCAUAAAAUUAUUUUAACUUCUUUUUUUUUGUGUGACAAAAAUCUUUUUUUUAUCUCAUUUAAUUUUUUUUUUUUUCAUAUUUUAUUAGUCUUAUUCUUUUAUUUUUCAUAAACAAAAUUUGUCUGUAGACUCAUGGAAGUGCAUAGAAUUUUAAUAAACACAAUUAUACUAAAGUGAAUUCCAAUUUAAAAAUUAAAUUGCGAAAUGUUUGAAUUUUGAUUAUAAAUCAAUCAAUUAAUGAAGGAAUAAAGGCACAAUGCUUUGAAAUUUAAAUGAAUAUUAUUUUUCUGAAUUUUUUUGUGUUUCAGGUAAUUGCCGGAUAUUGUUUCUAUGAAGUUGCAUUCUUCUGACAAUUUAAGAUUUGUUGCCGCAUUGCUGUAAGUAAUAAGCUACAAUUUAAAAAACAAAACUUUACUGCCGCACCAGCAUGGCAUUCAAGUGCUUAAAAUCGCCAAUCUGGAAACAAAUUUGCUUGAAAAUUAAGAACUGAUGGUCAAUAGUUGAGCAGGCAAAAUCAUCUGAAUAUUAAUUUUAAAGGUCAAAAGACAGUUUUCGAUGUCAACAAGGGCGUAGCCAGG